This is a messenger RNA of Neltuma alba, 1727 nucleotides long. RefSeq names its product abscisic acid 8'-hydroxylase CYP707A1. Gene Ontology annotation, molecular function: (+)-abscisic acid 8'-hydroxylase activity; iron ion binding; heme binding. The coding region runs from base 34 to 1449 and encodes 471 amino acids. Gene Ontology annotation, biological process: sterol metabolic process. The record is from RefSeq and is a predicted model, not a curated record. NCBI's taxonomy places the organism in Eukaryota, Viridiplantae, Streptophyta, Magnoliopsida, Fabales, Fabaceae. The transcript is spliced from 9 exons.
UCUAAGGCCACCUUUUCUCAACCACACACAAUAAUGGAAACCUUUCUUGCUUACGCUCUUUUAUUUCUCAUACCCUUGUUCUCUUUCGUAUUCUUGUUCUUACACAAGAGACACACAAAACCACAAACAAGUCCACAGCUUCCUCCUGGUUCCAUGGGAUGGCCUCAUAUAGGAGAGACUCUUCAACUCUACUCUCAGAAUCCCAAUGUUUUCUUCGCCGCCAGACAGAAAAGGUAUGGUGAAAUAUUCAAGACCAAUAUUCUGGGUUGCCCCUCCGUGAUGCUGGCUAGUCCCGAGGCGGCUCACUUCGUGCUUGUGAGUCAUGCUCCCUUGUUUAAGCCUACAUAUCCUAAGAGCAAGGAACGCUUGAUUGGCCCCUCUGCUCUGUUUUUCCACCAAGGUCAGUACCAUAUGCGUUUGAGGAAGCUCGUUCAGGAUUCGCUUUCUCUCGAAUCACUUCGCAAAUUGGUGCCUCAUAUUCAAUCCUUGGCUGUUUCUGCCAUGGAUUCUUGGGCGGACGCGCCAGUCGUUAACACAUUUAGUGAAAUGAAAAAGUUUUCUUUCGAGGUGGGUAUCCUCCUGGUCUUUGGCCAUGUGGAGCCGAGGUUGAAAGAGGAGCUCAAGAGGAAUUACUGUAUAGUAGACAGAGGCUAUAAUUCCUUCCCCACCAGCAUUCCAGGAACCCCAUUCAAAAAGGCACUGUUGGCAAGAAAGAGACUUGACGAGAUUAUAAGAGAGAUAAUUAGCGGGCGCAAAGAGAAGAAAUUGCCUGAAAAGGAUCUCAUGGGCUGCCUAUUGAGCUGCAGAAAUGAGAACGGGGAAGUCUUGAGCGAUGAGGAAAUCUCAGAUAACAUUAUUGGAGUGUUGUUUGCUGCUCAAGACACAACAGCUAGUGUCAUGACAUGGAUAAUAAAAUACCUGCACGAUGAGCCCAAACUUCUGGAGGCUGUAACGGCGGAACAGAAGGCUAUUCACAGGUCAAAUGAUGAAGGCAACCUACAAUUGAGUUGGAAUCAGACUAGAAGCAUGCAGAUUACCAACAAGGUUGUCUUAGAGAGCUUGAGAAUGGCAAGCAUUAUAUCAUUCGCUUUCAGAGAAGCAGUGGCAGAUGUAGAUUACAAGGGGUACCUAAUACCAAAAGGAUGGAAAGUCUUGCCUCUGUUCAGAAACAUUCAUCAUAAUUCACAUUUUUUUCCCGAUCCUCAGAAAUUUAACCCUUCUAGGUUUGAGGUGGCACCAAAACCGAAUACUUUCAUGCCAUUUGGCAGUGGAGAACAUGCCUGUCCCGGCAAUCAGCUUGCUAAGCUGGAGUCGCUGAUUAUGGUCCACCAUUUGGUCACUGAGUUUAGGUGGGAAGUGAAAGGAUCACAAUUUGGGAUUCAGUAUGGCCCAUUUCCAGUGCCUGUGGAUGGAUUACCAGCCAGAUUUUGGAGAGAAUCUACCAGCUAGAAAGCAGCAUGCAAGCGUCUCCUCUAAUCAUAAUGCCUGAUCCGCCAUCUACUUUCUCUGUUAUUCACAUUUUUCUUCUGUAAUUUUCCCUAGCUGUUAUAAAAUUUUUGCCCCUUUAUUCCCAUCCUCCCACCCUCUCCCACUACUUUUCCCAAAAAAGAAAAGACGGGAAAAAAAACUCAAACGGCGGAAGGUAAUUCUUUUUCUUCAAGCAAGAUAUCUGAUAAUCAUGAUGUAUUAUAGGAUUUGAUAAUAGAAGAAGGGGUAAUGGAGCAGAA